CAGGAUGCUAAACCGAAGUGACAACAUCGCUGGAAUGGAUUUUUCAUGAUCGGCGUGGUCUAAUCAUGGGUUGAUAAAAUCCUCCCCCUCGAGGCAACUUGGUCACGUUGUUACUAGUCAAAUUCCGUGAUCAAAUCGAGCACGAAGAAAAAAAGGAUAACAACACCGCUGCCGCCGAUACUAAAAGAUAACCACAAGGAUUGAAAAUAAUGCGACAUGAAUGAUGUCGUAACAAAAUCAGAAGUCUUCAUUCCCCCAAACCCACGAUACAAAAUGGUCGGGCUAUGAUUACAAAUCGGUGAUACGAGCGAAAGUGAUCACGCCACCGUUAAAAGAGAAGUCGUAGUAUUGUUACGUAACUGUUUUAUCUUUAACGAUAUCACCUUAUUUGUUGAGUUUAAUUCCCGACUAGAACCAUCUAUGAUUUGUUUUUCUAGCCAAAGUCAGAAAGGCUUACAAAUUGCGGCUAUCAAAUUUUGCAAGAAAGACGAAAAGAUUAACGGCGGGGCAUUAUCAAAGAAAGUCAAUCCUAAGUCCUAACAAUGGCUUCUAGAAAUGGCAAAGCUUCCAGCCUUGAAGAAACCGCUGCUACGACACCAGUCUCAAGUGUUGGAUGAGAUGGUUUGUAUGACCAUUUGGCACAAAAUGGAUCUCGAGCAAUCUGUCAGAAAUCUUCAGGCUCAGAACAACCAGUUCCAAGAGAUGCUCCUUAACUUGGCCAAGGGGCCAGAAGAAAUGAAGACACUUCUGAUCAAGAAGGAGAAGGAUCACCAUAUGCAGCAAGGUGGUUGGAAGUCCAAACCUAAGCGCUCAUUUACUCCAUUGCACGUGCCAUUGUCUAAUGUUCUGCAACAACUACUAAAUCAGAACUUGAUAACCCUAUUGCCUCCAUAUCCAGUUCAUGUCAAUCCUGCUCCUGGGUACAUGUAUAUUGCAAGAUGUGCUUAUCAUUCGAGCAGUCCUGGUCAUGAUACAGAGGAUUGUGGACCAUUGAAGCAUAAUAUUCAAUACUUAAUUGAUGAAAGAAUUAUUGAUUUCAAAACACCUGAGGAGCCUCAUAUGGCUGAUACUGUGCACCACCAGAAAGGUUAUAAUGAACACAACCAAUCUGUGGGGGCAGUUCUGAUCUCCACGCUAGCACCACAACAACAAAUCAAGUUGGACGCGCCUAAGCGUCAAUUCACCAAUAUUAAUAUGUCGUUGGCUUAG
Molecule: messenger RNA, 1209 nt
Organism: Vicia villosa (hairy vetch)
Lineage: Eukaryota; Viridiplantae; Streptophyta; Magnoliopsida; Fabales; Fabaceae
Exons: 2
Coding region: 556-1209 (217 amino acids)
Source: RefSeq, a predicted model, not a curated record